AUGUCUUUAACUGAGACAAUCACAAUUCCUCAGGUCGGUUUCACCUACAACUUGCCUAUUGGUCUGUUUAUCAAUAACGAGUAUGUUGCUUCAGCAGAUGGUAAGAAGAUAGAUACUAUCAAUCCCAGUACCGGUGAGAAGAUAACUUCAUUCUAUGCCGCUUCUGAGAAGGAUGUGGAUAAGGCUGUUAAGGCAGCCAGGAAUGCUUAUGAGAAUGUUUGGUCGAAGAUGCCUGCCGAAGAAAGGGGGUUCUUACUAUACAAGCUGGCAGACCUUAUUGAACGUGAUAAGAGCAAAUUAGCUGCAUUGGAAACCCUUGACGCAGGGAAACCUUACCAUUCCAAUGCGUUGAACGACCUUGACCAGAUUAUUCAGUUAACUCGUUACUUUGCAGGAUCGGCAGACAAGUAUACUAAGGGACAAAAUAUACCAUUGACUCACGACAAAUAUGCUUUAACCUUUAAAGUUCCUUAUGGUGUUGUAGGUCAAGUGGUUCCAUGGAACUAUCCUCUGGCCAUGGCUAGUUGGAAGAUUCAAGGUUGCUUAGCGGCUGGUAACACUAUUGUUAUCAAACCAGCAGAGAAUACAUCAAUAUCUUUACUCUACAUGGCACAAUUAUUUGUGGAGGCUGGUUUCCCCCCUGGUGUGUUAAACGUCAUUCCAGGUUUGGGAUCUGUGGCCGGUACGGCGCUGGCCAGCCACCAAGAUGUUGACAAGAUUGCCUUCACUGGUAGUACUCAAGUGGGCCAAAAGAUCAUGGAACUUGCUGGAAAAUCUAAUUUGAAAGCAGUUACUCUGGAGUGUGGAGGAAAAUCACCUGCUGUGGUCUUUGACGAUGCCAAGCUGAAUAAUGCUGUCGAAUGGGUUGCCAAUGGUAUUUACUACAACUCUGGUCAAAACUGUACAGCAAACUCUCGUAUCUAUGUUCAGGAAACCAUUUACGACGAAUUUUUGGCAAAGUUCAGGACAUACAUCAAGGAUAAUUGGACUUUUGGAGAUAAAUUGGAUCCUUUUGAUGAGAAAUGUACCUUGGGACCUGUUAUCUCGGAGGCCCAAUACAAAAAGAUUAGGGCCUACCUGGAUCAUGGCGCGAAUGAAGAGAAGUUGAACAGUGAAAAGUUGAGCGAAUUCCCCACCAAAUCAAAGGGCUAUUUCAUUCCACCAACUUUUUUCACAGAUGUGCCAUCAUCCUCUAAGUUGAGCCAAGAGGAAAUUUUUGGACCUGCUGCUGUGAUAGCCAAAUUCAGGGAUUACGAUGAAGCUAUUAAACUGGCCAACAAUACUAACUAUGGAUUAGCGUCCGCAGUAUUCUCCGAAAACAUCAGGACAACUAACAAAUUUGUUAGAGAUAUCAAGGCUGGUACCGUUUGGGUUAACUCUUCUAAUGAUGAAGAAAUUUCAGUGCCAUUCGGUGGAUUUAAGAUGAGCGGUGUCGGUCGGGAACUUGGUGAAAGUGGUGUCGAUGCAUACACUCAAUUGAAAUCAGCCCACAUCAACUUGGCCGAUUACAACUGA
Messenger RNA from Torulaspora delbrueckii, 1515 nucleotides. RefSeq lists its product as uncharacterized. NCBI's taxonomy places the organism in Eukaryota, Fungi, Ascomycota, Saccharomycetes, Saccharomycetales, Saccharomycetaceae. The transcript has a single exon. The record is from RefSeq and is a predicted model, not a curated record. Gene Ontology annotation, molecular function: oxidoreductase activity, acting on the aldehyde or oxo group of donors, NAD or NADP as acceptor. Bases 1 to 1515 code for a protein of 504 amino acids.